UUGGUGCGUUCAUUGUGUUUAUUGUUCAAUUUUUGCUUAUUUUUAUGUUAGAAAACGAUUCCAGUGAAAAGACCGAAAAACAAUCCUUAUAUCUUAUCGAAGGAAAUACAAUGGUGCAUUGUCGUAUUAUUUCAUGUUAAAGUGAUAGCAAGAAAAAAAUUGGCGUGAGUUUUUACGCAUUUCAACUUCUGAGGAGAAUGCUAAUCCAGUACCAUAUAAAGAUGCUGAAUUACUAUUGAAAACGGAAACAAAAACAAACAAUGCAAAAGUUUUCGAGUUUAGUUGAAAAACAAAAAAAUAUUUUAAUUAAAAAAAAGAGUAAUAAAUUUUAAAAAGUAAAAUUUAAUAAGCUUAUUUUGUUUUAAUGAAAUCCGAAAAAAUAUUUAUCUCCCAAAACAGGGAAUGCAGUUACUAUGGCAACAUUAUACGCAACAUGAGCAAACUAUCUCUGUCUCAAUCGCGGUUUCACGGCCCCUUGGUCUAUUUGUUUCUCUGUCUACAGGGUAUACCUACAAAAUACAAAUACUAAUGACAAUAGUUAGAAACAGAAUGAAAAGAAAAUUUAAUUUGGUUGAAAAAAUCGAUUCCAGUGGACACCACAAUAAUAAAGAAGUUUUCUUUUCGGAGACUGACACAGAAUACAAAAUGUACAAAAAUACUAUCUGGUACAAUUUACUAAUGAAUGCAGAGAAAACUUGUUUAAAGGAUGAACAAAUUAAAAAGAUUCAUUAUAAAUUUGAUGAUGGGAAGGAAAUGGUUGAGGAAUACAAUGUUGACACAAAAGUGUUGCUAAGAAGAGCUUGGAAAAUGAAGGGCAAACUGGGAGGAGAGGGUAAAUGGUCUGUAGAAUUAGGUGACCCUAUUCCUGAAACAACACCAAAUGCUGAUUCUAUUGCCAUUAUAGAAAGUAAAGAUCAGCCUGUUUUGUUAAAACGGAACACAAGGGUUAAUAUAGAGUGGAGGAUAAGAAAUCUACCUUAUCCUAUAGAAACAUAUUCUAUUAAAGCACAAAAUGGAGACAAGUCUAUUAUUAUUAGUACUUCCAAUAAGAAGUACUACAAAAAACUAGAGGUGCCUGAAUUAGCGAGAUUAGGUUUGCCAAUUGAACAAAUGAAUAUUGAUGCUACUCACAAAUACAAUACACUUAUUAUUACUUAUAAGAAACCACAGGAAUUAUUGAAUAUGGACAAGGAGUGGUUUGAAGAAUUGAACAAAAUCAAACCUAUUAAAGAUAUACCAAAUGAGUGUAAAACACAGUAGACUUAAAAAUAUACCAUAAGUUUUAAAUAAAAGUUUUUUUUUUAUUAAAGUACAUUUUUAUUUUUUG
Messenger RNA from Nymphalis io (European peacock), 1327 nucleotides. RefSeq names its product protein DPCD. The transcript is spliced from 5 exons. Bases 403 to 1260 code for a protein of 285 amino acids. NCBI's taxonomy places the organism in Eukaryota, Metazoa, Arthropoda, Insecta, Lepidoptera, Nymphalidae. The record is from RefSeq and is a predicted model, not a curated record.